CAACCUUGCGCAACCUCUGCCAUUGCUCUCUCUCUCUCCCUCUCUCUCUACCUUUGCAAGCGACACACCAACACUAGCCAAAGAGAACCAUGUGCAAGUCCAGCCAACCACAGGGAAGUAGCGAGGCGGCCCCGGUAGCGAUGGAGGUCCCGACGAACGACUCAUACGACCUCGCCAAACCGUGUGCGAUAUCGGACAACGAGCAACCGCACCAAGAAGUUAUCGCACACGACGAGGCCAGCGGGAUCAUCGUGUUCGGCUCGUUCAUUGCAGGUGCAUUGGUGGGGGUAGUGAUCUGCGCACCUGCUUUUGUGGUGCUACUCUUCGGGGCGGGUGCGGCGGCCUUGACCAAGUCAGACAGCAAGGUCGGCAAGUUUUCCCGCAAAGUGGGCAAGGUGUCCUCCGACAUUCUUCUUGCAGUGUUCAGGUUGGCCAGGGAGUACAACCACAAGCACAAGUUGACGGACAAGGCGAAGGUAGGCGCGAAAGAAGCGGCGGGGAAGGUGACCGACAAAAUGCGGAAGCUCGGCAUCGUCGACAACGUUAAGGCCAGGGCAAGCUCCCUUUGGGAUCAAGUCGACAAGCGGACUGCUCCUGCUGGUCAGGCUUCUAUUCAGGCAGCACAAGGACAAGACCUGAGCCAGGUUACCGACGGCACCCAGAUCCCUUUCGAUGGUGCCGUGGAUGCCUACGUAACAGACUCAUCUUCGUCGUCGUCGUAUUCCAAAGGCAGGAAGCCCAAGUCCUUCGAUGCCUGAGCUUCAUCGUGCCACGGCUUCCACCAAGCACCGGACAUGUUCCCCGACCGAAGUGCGGUGUUAGAGUAGACUGUACGCUGUCACCCCAUUUGCAACGGCCGACGCUCUUGGCUAUCGCUGUGCGUCUCGCGCUAUCGCUUUGAGCGUUCCGUUUUGUACAUAAGACUAUGCAGCGUUCUGGGGCGGUCAAGCCCUUUGGGGGCCUCCUAUUUCAGUAGGAAGGACUGAUUUUGUACGCACAAAACGCGUGGAUGGGGGAAAUUGCCUCUGAUAGGCGGAAUGCAUUUCCUGCUUUCCUCGAAAUGGGUGCAGAGUGCCGCGAAUCGUUGUUCGAUUCCCUUUCCAGUGCAUGUUGAAGUGCGGUAUGGCUUCCCUACCCAAGCUGAUGUGUGUGUUUCUGCUGUGCGUGUCGUCCCUAGCUCUGGAGAGCCUUUUCCAGAAUGACAGGCAUAGGUAGUGCUCAGUCGCAUUCGAUAUUUAUUGCGGUUCCGGCCUUGCUACUGGUUGCACGGGUGUAUAAGACGUGUGUCGAUUCCCAUUCAUGUGAUAUCUUUCGCAUGGGCCAAACCCUGCCUGGCUUGUGUAGCUCGUUGAACUUGCGGGAUAGAAAGUUAAGGCUGUGGAUUUGUUGCGCGUUGUGAGCGAGGCUUUGUUGAGAAUUUCCCUCAUCUUGGUUUGGGGUGUGACUUUCUUGUUUUUGUGAUUUCGAGGUAAUGGUUGAGUUCUGUUAGAGGAGAAUGAACCCUCCGCGUCUUUGGCGUGGCGUAUAAUGCUCAGCUCUCUCUGUUGAUGGGGGUCGAAGCGUAGAUUUGACUCAACAUAGGCGUCUAAGAUUUGGUAAUUGUUAUUUACAUAAAAAAACAUGAAUCAUCAUCGCAC
Ectocarpus siliculosus is the source of this 1637-nucleotide messenger RNA. Lineage: Eukaryota; Phaeophyceae; Ectocarpales; Ectocarpaceae. The record is from the annotation of a GenBank genome assembly.